CAAACCCAACCACAAAGCAAGCUAUUAGACAAGCAAAUGCGUACUACGAGUACAAUGUCAAGUACUCCCAAUACCUAUGAAAUAAAUACGAUCCAAACCCCGGAAUACCCCACCUCUCCCUACACCACCCAUACAUCACCAUGUUCCGCAAAACGCCCACCACCAAUGUGACCCGCUCACUCUUCCUACCGAAUGCCCGGCGGUCUUUCCUCAGCAGAUCGCCGCCCCUCCGGACACUACCAGUAGUUCUCGGACAGAAGCCCCCAUUGGGCCCCUUGCGUGCCCCGAUGCCCCGUCCAUUGAUAGCACACGUUCAACCGUUCACAAGACUUUCUCCAAGAUGGAAGCAAGCGUCCAAAACCAAUAAGGUGAAGUCGGAAACAGCCAAACGGGAAGCAGAACUCGAGAAAGUGCUGCAGGAGAAGCUCGAGGCACACCCCGAAGAAGUCACCACGACCAGUUCAAUGACGCCCAUUUUCGGGGGCCAACCAAAGGUGCCGCCGAGAGGGGAGCCCCCAGACGAGACGGAUAUGCUUAGGGGGUUGAAGUCGGAUUUUCAUGCUAUUAAAGAAACCUUCGCGCUAAAAGAAGUUCCCAAGGAAGUUUACUACAUUGGUCUUGGGGGCACGUUCCCAUACGCGGCGAUAUCGGCGUCGACUUUGUAUUUGGCUUGGGAUAUCAACUACGCGCAUCACAAUGGAGUUGGGUAUCCGGUUAGUGCGGAGACGGCAGAGCAAGUGUUGAAUUUUAUGGAACCGCUACAGGUUGGGCUUGGCGCUGUUAUUUUGUCGUUCUUGGGAGCUGUCCAUUGGGGGUUGGAGAUGGCGGGGUAUGGGGGUAAGCAUGGGUACAAGAGGUAUGCGUUGAGCAUACUUGCACCGGCGCUAGCGUGGCCGACAAUAUUGCUGCCAUUCGACUACGCACUGAUCACCCAGUUUCUCGGGUUCACGGGGAUGUAUUUCGCAGAUUCAACGGCGACCGGAUGGGGAUGGGCACCGCCCUGGUAUAUGACAUACAGGUUUAUUUUGACCUUUGUUGUCGGGGCAUCGAUUGUCCUCUCCUUGGUAGGACGGGGGCAGAUCGGAGACUCGGUCAGCAAAGUGCCCGGCCCAGCAAGCUACCUCCAAGAUCUCCGCGACUCGCAAUGGGAGAACCUCCAAAAAGAAGAAGACGAGCGCCGAAGAAAAAUAAGGAGACAAGAUGCCGAGGAGAGGAAAAAAAAGGCUGCGAAGACAAAACCAAAAGAUGACGGCAUCGGCGGGGGUGCCGGCGAAAGCAAAGUCGACAAGCAAGCCGUUGACCCAGCAGAACGCACGAAAGGUGGCGAACAGAGAGAGCAAGGGGCCUACUCGGACGAUAAGCCAGGUGCUUCCAGUGCCAGAGGGGCAAGCAGCACAGAGCUCGAGUCUACUGAGCCCAGUAAGGAGAACUAG
Messenger RNA from Tuber melanosporum (Perigord truffle), 1433 nucleotides. RefSeq lists its product as uncharacterized. The record is from RefSeq and is a predicted model, not a curated record. The transcript has 4 exons. NCBI's taxonomy places the organism in Eukaryota, Fungi, Ascomycota, Pezizomycetes, Pezizales, Tuberaceae. The coding region runs from base 141 to 1433 and encodes 430 amino acids.